Messenger RNA from Aspergillus glaucus CBS 516.65, 1005 nucleotides. RefSeq names its product HIG1 domain-containing protein. Lineage: Eukaryota; Fungi; Ascomycota; Eurotiomycetes; Eurotiales; Aspergillaceae. The coding region runs from base 124 to 921 and encodes 265 amino acids. Gene Ontology annotation, biological process: mitochondrial respiratory chain complex IV assembly. Gene Ontology annotation, cellular component: mitochondrial inner membrane. The record is from RefSeq and is a predicted model, not a curated record. The transcript has 2 exons.
UCCGGGGUCUGUGACUUCACUCCGAGUCACCAUUUUCUUCGAUCUUUCGUUCAUACUCUGGAAUUGUCUCCUUCUCUACCAUCUUAUAGAAUUUUCACCUCUAUAGAACCCUAAUACUCCAACAUGAAGCUCUUAUCAAAGGAUGAAGAGGAUGCGCACUACAGCUCCGUCCUCAAAGGCGGCACCCUGGGCACACUCGUCGGUCUCGCCGCAGGCGUCGGCGGCGUAAUGUUCGCCCAAAAACGCUACGCCACAAUCCGCAACCUCACCCUCCCCAUGAAGUCCUUCCUCGUCACCUCCUCGGGAACCUUUGUCGGAAUCAUCUCCGCCGACAACGCCUCGCGCUCCUUCGAAGCCUCCCGCAACGCCGAACGCCAAUGGUACGAGAACCGCGAGCAGCGUCUCCGCGAGGAGGGGCUGCAGGGCAUGAGCUUUAUGGACCGUGCAUUCGCGUUUGCCCGUCAGGAGAAGUACAAGAUUGUCAGUGCUACGUGGGUGGCUAGUAUGAUUGGGUCGUGGGUGUUUGUGGGCCGGAACCCGUAUUUGUCUGGGCAGCAGAAGCUUGUGCAGGCGCGUGUGUAUGCGCAGGGUCUGACGCUGGCGGUGUUGGUUGCGUCGGCAGCGUUUGAGAUUUCGGAUCAGAGGAAGGGUCGUGGGAUGUUGAAGCAGGGGCGGGAGGGUAAGGGGGCGGAUAUGAAUGCGGCGGCUAAGGAGAAGGUUGCGGAGGAGCAGCAGGGGGAUUUGUGGAAGGAUAUGGUUGCUGCUGAGGAGGAGAGGUUGAAGCAGAAGCACCAGUCGUUGUACGAGAAGCCGCAGGCGCAUGCUGAAGAGCCUGUUGGUCAGGGUGAGAAGGGUGAGAAGGGUGAGAAGAACGAGAGUGAGAAGGGGGGCGAGAAGAAGGAGAAGAAGAAGAAGAACUAAGUACAUGCUUGAUUCUGUUUUGACGACACAAGGCAGGUCCUUCUCUGUCUGUUGGAUAUUUGGGUGCAUUUUAUGUGGUAAAAA